Molecule: messenger RNA, 2043 nt
Organism: Drosophila mojavensis
Lineage: Eukaryota; Metazoa; Arthropoda; Insecta; Diptera; Drosophilidae
Exons: 4
Coding region: 1-2043 (680 amino acids)
Molecular function (GO): zinc ion binding; nucleic acid binding
Source: RefSeq, a predicted model, not a curated record
AUGGCGAAUUUAGAUGCUAGUGCAGUUGCUCCCGAAGAUCGCGUGCGGUUUUAUAAGCUCAAGGUACAGUCGGUGUUUGAACGCGUAAAAAAGCUACAAUCCAAGGUCGAUUCAGAUGCUCUUGCCGAUCACAGUGACAGCACUCUAAAUGUUCUACUGGAGCAUAUCGACAAGCUAAGUCACUCCUUUAGCAAGGCCCAUGAAAGUCUAGAGGAGCUCGACUUUACUGAGAUGUCCAGCAAUUUGCGCACUGACUUUGAUGAUUUAAUAAUGGUCAUGCAGUCAACAAUAAUGUCCGAAGUGCAAAGUCGUACUGCUCAAGUGCAUCAUAGUUCCACGUUUAGUCGUCCAAGUGACCCUCCUCGCGCAUCCGCUCCCAGAUUGCAGGCUGCACCUGCGUUGCCGCCAUUAAAGUUACCUACGUUCAGCGGUGGAUAUGCUAAUUGGGCUGAUUUCUACUCAAUGUUUUCUACAAUCAUUGAAAGUCGGCCAGAAAUCAGCAAUAUGGAAAGACUUCAGCACCUCCGGUCCUGCCUCGAUGGCGCAGCGUUGGAUACGGCCCACAUCGUAAAGAUCUUAGGUCUCAAAAGAGUAGAAAACGGAUCCAUAAUCAAGCUGCGUGAGCUAUCUGACAGCUUCAAUGUCCAUAUGCGUGCGCUCAGUAGUCUGGGCACAACAGAGCAGAUAGCCAGUGCCAUGAUUGCUCAGAUACUGCUACAGAAGCUUGAUGAGGCCUCACAAGCUAAAUGGGAAGAGAAAUUGGACAACUCAGAGACGGCUCUUCAGAUACCCAGAUAUGAAGAAGUCUCCUCAUUUCUUGAGCUUCGUUGCCGUACUUUGGAAUCGAUGAAAUUUGCUCUUACAAACUAUUCGUCAAGUAAGCCGAUGAAUUCUUGCAGUAAGGUUGCUACCAGUAGAUCAGCAUUUCUCGUAACCGGCCACAGUACUCACAGUUGCAAUUUUUGUAAUGAUCUUGAGCACACAAUCUACAAAUGCCCAAGAUUCGCAAACUUGUCUCCUAGUCUUCACCUGAAUGAGGUCCGAAAGGCUGGCUUAUGUUUGAAUUGUCUCAAGGGAGGUCAUCAGUCGCGACAAUGUGGCUCGCGCAGUUGUCGGGUCUGUGGAGUCAAGCAUCAGUCAAGCUUCUUCAUCUCGGCCACUCCAGCACAUCGCAGGCAGCAAUUCCGCCCCAUCAACAAUCUUCAACAUCAAGAGUACAGACCAUCCCUCAGCCCUCAGCACCAGCCACUACUCUCUUAUCCAAGGAUCGGCACAGCGAUGUUGUGCUCCUGGCUACCGCAGUGGUUCUGGCAAGGAAUCGCCAGAUUUGCGAAUCUCCUGCAACUUAAGAGAACAAAAUCGGUGGCAUCUGUAUGCGGCGUAGGCGACUCCAAUGUUGCCAUGGAUGGCAGCAGCAUUUGCCUCACUCUUCAAGCUCAUGCAUCUGAAUAUACAACUAGCAUAACGGCUAUGGUAGCUACAAAUAUAACUGGCAGGCAGCCCAGUUCUAAUGUGAAUACGAGCAAUUGGAGCAUACCGCAAAAUAUAGUGCUGGCAGAUCCAGCUUUCCAUAGGCCGCAACGAGUAGAUCUGCUUAUCGGAGCUAGCCUGUUUUAUGAUUUGCUCUGUGUGGGACAAAUCAAGUUGAUGCCUGGACUUCCAUUGUUACAGAAGACUCGUCUUGGUUGGGUUGUAUCAGGUGGCGAGGCUCGCAACCACAACUCCGUGCUAAUAGCUUCAAAGACGCCUUUGGAUCCGAUUACAGACUCCUGUGCUGAUAUCAAGUUGGACAGUCUCGUUCGUCGCUUUUGGGAAGUUGAGCGCUGCAGCGAUUCCAUUGUAAAGUUCAGCAAGGAAGACUCAGACUGCGAAGCGCAUUUUGCGAGGCAUUACAAUCGAUUGGCUAGUGGCCAAUAUACAGUACGCCUGCCUGUUAAGCUUAGUUGUGAGCUUCUUGGAGAUUCUUAUGAGCAAGCGCGACAUCGGUUUCUCAAUUUGGAGAAGAAAUUGAGUCAUAUUUUCUUCCUCAUCACUGCGUUCUGA